This is a messenger RNA of Nipponia nippon (crested ibis), 1248 nucleotides long. The record is from RefSeq and is a predicted model, not a curated record. Lineage: Eukaryota; Metazoa; Chordata; Aves; Pelecaniformes; Threskiornithidae.
AUGCUCUCCCUCGUCUUCCUCUGCGCCCGCCGGCUGGGGGGCCACCGCCCCGCCGCCCGCCGCGCCCUCGACCUUCUCCCCGCCGAACUCUACCCCGUCCUCUUCCAAGCCGCUUUCCUGGACGGACGGACGUUAACGCUGCGGGACAUCGUAGGGACGUGGCCCUUCCCCGUCCUCAGCUUCCAGCGGUUGUUGGGACACCGCGACCGUCACCCGCUCCUCGGGGAGAAACCCAGUAAAUUGGGUGUCCAGGCCGUCAUCCUUGCCGUCGUGGCCCAUCUCCGCCGGGCGCUGGAGGAGUCCGGCAGCGGCACGAGCGAAAGACGGUGCCGCCUGCGGCUGCUGGACAUGACGGGGCUCCAGGAUGCCGACGCCGACCGCGGUCCGGAGGGGAUGAGCCUGUGGUCCGGCACGGUGGCAUUGGCCAAAGCUUGCGUUGAGGUCUCCAAACACCGCAACGAGUGCCUGAAACGCGGUUCCAAACGCCGUAAAGGUCCCUCCGGCGCCUCGGCGGCCCCGCAGCCCCUCGGCGUGGAGAUCCGCGCCGAUCUCUUCGUCAACGGCACCUCCUUCGGCAUCCUGCGCGACGCUCUGCAAACCGGCGCCGCCGGCCCCCUGCGCCUCAAAUGCCGGGAUUUCCACGCCGAGGAGCUCUCCGUUGCCGGCACCGUCGGUUUGCUGGAAUCGUUGGAACCUUCCGGCGUGCGGCGGGUGGAUCUACGCUUCAACAACCUGGGGCUGGCCGGUCUCUGCGCCGUUUUACCGCACCUCGCCAGAUUUCCCGAUCUCCUCAGCCUCAAGCUGCCUUACAGCAACGUCGACGUGCGGCGGCUGGCGGCGGGGACGGACGCCGGCCCCCGGUGCCUCGCCGCGCAGCUGGGGAGGCUGCCCUGCCUCAAGGAGCUCAACAUGGGAUCCUCCAGGCUUUCGGGGAAGCUGAGGCAACUCCUCGGCGACCUGCAGGCUCCCCUGGCAAGCCUGGAGCUGGCCUUCUGCUACCUCCUUCCCGGCGACCUCGCUUUCCUUUCCCAAAGCCUCCACGCUCCGGCGCUGAGGAAGCUGGAUCUGAGCGGCCACGAUUUCUCCGAAAAUCUCCUCCAAUCUCUCCGGCGUCUCCUGGAGGAGGCUUCGGCUUCCCUCCUCCACCUGGAUCUGAUGGAAUGCCGGCUGACGGACGCCCGGUUGGAGGCUCUGCUGCCGGCGCUCUGCCGCUGCUCCCGCCUCCCUUGCCCGGGGCUUUUCGGCAAU